Messenger RNA from Morus notabilis, 354 nucleotides. RefSeq lists its product as uncharacterized. The record is from RefSeq and is a predicted model, not a curated record. The transcript has a single exon. Lineage: Eukaryota; Viridiplantae; Streptophyta; Magnoliopsida; Rosales; Moraceae. Bases 1 to 354 code for a protein of 117 amino acids.
AUGGCGGCAGAGUUUAUAGCAUGUUAUGAGGCAUCCAAUCACAGAAUAUGGAUGCGGAAUUUUGUCACGGGGCUGCAUAUAGUGGAUGGCAUUGAAAGGCCACUCAAGUUAUUUUAUGACAAUAAGUCAGCAGUGUUGUAUUCGAACAAUAACAUGAGCUUGACGAAGUUGAAGCAUAUAGACAUCAAGUUCCUAGCAGUGAAGGAAAGAGUUCAGAGUGGACAAUUGUCUAUAGAGCACAUCGGUACAAACUCCAUGGUUGCGGAUCCGCUUACUAAGGGAUUGCGACCCAAAGUGUUUCAUGAGCACACUGCUCGUAUAAGUGUCAUGUCAUUAGAGGAUAUUCAGUUUUAG